Molecule: messenger RNA, 1835 nt
Organism: Pseudogymnoascus verrucosus
Lineage: Eukaryota; Fungi; Ascomycota; Leotiomycetes; Thelebolales; Thelebolaceae
Exons: 2
Coding region: 15-1835 (606 amino acids)
Molecular function (GO): chitin binding
Source: RefSeq, a predicted model, not a curated record
UUGGGAUUCCCAUUAUGAGUGAGUCUUUGUUACAUCUUCUUCUUCAUCCUCGACAACAGGCAGGCAUUGUAGACGAUUCUUUGAAUAGGCUGGCACUUUUCACGAAUCCUACUCGAGCUUUCUUUCUGAGAUAUCAUAUUCUUUCUCUCUUGUACAAUACAAGUAAACAUACUUGCUUGUUCCAUUCACUUCCUGUUCGAUUCUUUGCUUUAUAUUUUUGGGACCGCCACUUCUAUAUAUCCUCUCUUUUCGCCCCCAACUCAAAUACAAUACAGCUGCUCUGGAAGCACGCAUAUCACACGAUAUUUACAUAUCAUACCAAACUCGAUAUACCACAAAAAACUUUCAAAAUGAAGUCCUUCUUCACCACCUUCUUCCUAGCCACCAUGGCCACCACAACCUUCGCCCACAUGGAGAUGUCGGACCCCCCGCCCCUCCGUAGCAAGUUCAACAAACUCGCCACCAACCCCGACUACAGCAUGACCUCCCCCCUCUCCGCCUCCGGCUCUGACUUCGCCUGCAAAGGCUUCCUCUCCGACCUCGGCACCGCGGCCGGCGGCUCCGUCGCCUCCUGGGCCGCUGGCUCCGAGCAAAAAUUCACCAUCGUCGGCGGCGCCCCGCACAACGGCGGAUCCUGCCAAGCCAGUCUCUCUUUCGACAGCGGGAAGACCUUCAAAGCUAUCCACUCCUACAUCGGCAACUGCCCGCUCGUCCCGGAUUACAAGUUUACCGUCCCUGCUGACGCAAAGGCGGGGCCGGCGGUCUUCGCUUGGACUUGGUUCAAUAAGGUCGGGAAUCGCGAGAUGUAUAUGAAUUGCGCUAGUGUCACUAUCACAGCUGGAUCGGGCUCCGCAGCUGUUGCUUUCUCGGCGCGUCCGGAUAUGUUCGUCGCUAACACGGGUACCGGAUGCACGACCCUCGAGUCAUCAGAUCUUCUGUUCCCUGACCCAGGACCAGACGUCACCAACGACAGCGCCGGCACAGCCGCCCCAGUCGGAUCCUGCGCCAGCGGCUCCGGCAGCGGCUCUGGCAGCGGCAGCGGAAGCGGCAACACCGUCGCCUCCGCCUCCGUCGUAGCCCCAGCAGCCCCAACAGGCUUCACAACCUCCAUCAUCCCCUCCACAACCAACACCGCUCAAUCCGGCUCCACCGCCCCCAAAACCCCCACCGGCGGCGCACUCACCCCCUCCACGAACGGCGAGUGCGGCGGCCCGCAAACCUGCGCUGGCUCGGCCUUCGGCCAAUGCUGCUCUAAAUACGGGUACUGCGGCGUGACAGCCGCUCACUGCGGGGAGGGCUGCGAUCCUACCUUAGGCACGUGCGGGUCCUCUGCGUCUGGAGCUGCGGGGACAGCGGCCGUGGUGAGCUCGGGGGCUGCAAAGGCGACAGCGAAUACUUUUUUAGCUGUUUCAAACGCCGUCGCUGGUACUAAGUCGUCUGGCGGCGCACUCACAGUCUCCACGGAUGGCGUGUGCGGCGGCUCGGUAACGUGUGCUGGCUCGGCGUUUGGACAGUGCUGCUCGCAGUACGGGUACUGCGGUGAUGCGUCUGCUUACUGCGGGCAGGGGUGUAAUUCUGCUUUUGGCAUUUGUGGCGCCUCUGUGGGGACGAAGAGUUCUUUGGCUGUCGCGAACGUGGCUGGGAGUAAGCCGGAGGGAGGGGAGAUGGUGACGAAGACGGAGACGGAGGUGGUGUAUAGCACUGUCUAUGUGACGGAUAGGGCGGCGGCGACGGUGAAUGAUGUGGGGGGACGGUCGACGUUUCAGACUGUUACGAGGGCGGAGACGGAGCGGAGGAGUGGGAUUACGGUUAUCCCUGCUGUGGUGCCGAGAUGA